AAAGAUCGAUAUUUUCUCUGGCAAAUCAGUAGAACGAGAUGCAGCAUCAGUUAACGAACACACACACACACACAUGACGUAGCUUAUACCGCCGCCAUCAACGCCAGCACCUUUAACGUUUAUUCACCACCACCACCACCACCACCACCGCCGCCGCCACCACCACCACGGUCUUCAUCAUCAUCACCAUCAUCGUCGUGGUCGUAAACAGCUGGCUACUGUUAAAACCAAUAAGCAACAAUGUAAUUUUGCGAAAAGGUAGACUCAAAACAGGCGGAUUUACUUGAAUAUACCAUUAGCUUAAGCUGCCGGGUGGGAUAAUAAAGAUAACGAUUAUAAUGAUGAUAACGACCAUGAUGAUAAUGACGACGGUGAUGAUGAUGACGAUGAUAACGAUAAUGAUGAUGAGCCAGUGACAUUUAAGGUUCACGGUCUCUCGUCACAUUUAUAUCUCACAUCUGUUGGUCUCGCCUUCGUAGUUCAGUUGUGUGUGUGUUUUUUCUCUUCCUUCGCUGGCCGCUUUCUAUCUAUAUGUUGUUGGCCAGGUCAAUGCUUUUAUCCACGAGCUACAAUUUACAAAUGAUUGAUAUUACAUGGAGAGCAACAAGGAAGAGAUAGAGCCGACAUUUCUUAAUCGUUUUUUCAAUUCCGGAACAGCGAAUAAAAUGACAGAAAAACUAGUAAAAUUUUCGCUCAGCGAUCUACAAAAGGACAAACUCUGGCCUCAUUUCACCUCAGCUGGACGGAUCAUGGGAAUAAUAUUCUCUGUCGUUGGCUUACUUGCUUCUCUCCGUUGGAUUACGGCUUGGGGCAACGUCGACACGAACUCACCAAACGACAUCUGCAGGGCUGACUCAGCAGACACCAUGUGUCCGUGGAAACAUGUUUUCUCAGAUUUUGCUCAGCGGUUACAUUUGAUUGAAAUGGCUUUUAAAGACCAAGUAGUAGCGCGAGAAGCCAUGGCGCAAGAAGUUGUCAACCAAUCAGAUUUGAACGGCGUUCUCGAUCAGAAACUCUCUAUUUUUAUUAACAAAGUUGAAGAUUUACAUCUACGGAUCAACAAAGUGGAGAACAAGUUACUUGACCUUCAUGCUCGGAUUAACUCAGACGAAUCCGUAGGGUUUUUGGUUAUCGUAAUCUUGGUCAUAGAAUUGGUUAUGAGAUUUCAGCCGAGAAUUCGACUUCUUCAGUUCUGGUUUAAAGAGAAAAACUUAUCUUCGCCAUCAUCGUCUUCUUCGAAUAAACAAGCUGUUGAUUUAAGACGUGAAUCGCCUUCAUCUUCGUCCAAGAAUGGUGUCUUGAACUUUUCCCCCAAACAUGGAAUUUCUCUGCGUAACGAAGUUUGCGUAAUAAUGUUUAAGAAGGAGAGUGAAAAUAUCUACGCCACAUUAAUGGAAACCCUCGUUAAACAGCUGGACAACACUCGUCUCGCAGUGCGGCCAUUUUUGGCUGUCGAGGGACAAGACAGUCUUCGACAUCUUCCUUAUAGUAAAAUAUUCUUGGUGUUUGCCGAAUGUUUGCCAAGUAAGAGGCCGGCAUCUCCAAGUUCCCCUUCUUCCACUUCUGUUGCUUUGACCCCUUCCCCCUCUUCCCCAUCCUGUCCUACUUCAUUACAAACUAAAACCAAUGAACAGGUUGAAUUACAGAUAGCAUCCCUUAAAGUAAUCAAGGCCCUCGGAGCAAACGCCAUAGUGAUUAUCACAAAUGACGAAGGCUCAAAAAGACUUUCUGGCCAUGUGUUGUACAACGCCCAACUUCGAAUUAUUCAAUCCCAGGAUAUGUUGCAGGAACUCGCCUCUAAAGGAAAAUUAUUCAGUAUUUGGAAAGAAUUAACGUCACAUCAAAUUAGCCACAUGCGAAAAAUACUACUGUCGACAUUGAACCCAAGAUAUGGCGGCUGUAAAUGAAGACAAACAUUUAAGAACAAUUUUUUAAAAACAAAACCAACAAAACAAAAAAAUCUUUCCUUCUUACAUAUGAUUCACUUCCUGUAUAUUGACCUCUUUCCUUCACACACAUGGUUCACUUCCGGUAUAUUGACUGACCUCUGUAACUCGCAAAUCAUGCUUGCUCUUCAGGGCGUCUCUUUCUUUUAAAGUAUAGCGUGACUAAACGAAAGAAAAAUAUAAUAUAAACAACAACAAUAAAACAACUACUGCUACUACAACGACACCAAAAACUACUACUACUUCUACUACUACUACUACUACUACUACUACUUAUCACUAU
Messenger RNA from Octopus sinensis (East Asian common octopus), 2229 nucleotides. RefSeq lists its product as uncharacterized. Bases 594 to 1907 code for a protein of 437 amino acids. Lineage: Eukaryota; Metazoa; Mollusca; Cephalopoda; Octopoda; Octopodidae. The record is from RefSeq and is a predicted model, not a curated record. The transcript is spliced from 5 exons.